Molecule: messenger RNA, 465 nt
Organism: Schistosoma margrebowiei
Lineage: Eukaryota; Metazoa; Platyhelminthes; Trematoda; Strigeidida; Schistosomatidae
Source: the annotation of a GenBank genome assembly
AUGGUUGAUUACAUACUUCAUGAUAAACGAGCUUUAGAAAUAAGAAAGAUUUUUAAAGAAGAAGAAAAGUUGCCAAAAAUUCCAGAUGAAUUAUUUUUCAGUACAUUGGCAUACAAUCCACAACUUGAAGCUCCAGGAGCAUGUCUCACAUGUCACGUAUCGAAUGGAAAGGAUCCUCGUGCGACAUUUGUUGCGCGAUAUAAAAUUUGGUGGCCAGCUUAUUGUGCAUCGAGACGCAUUGUUCGUGGUAUUUGUAUUUUUGGAAUACAACAUUUACAUAACUUCACACAAAGAACUGAAUUCUUUGUAAACAAAUUCAAUCACGGAUUUCAUGAAUUUGCAUAUGACUGUUUGGAAUAUUGGAUUUUUAAAAAAAUGAAACAGGAACAUUUGUCAGGUGAAUUAGAUAAAAAAUUUAACACAACAUUUUACAGCAGACUAUUCUGUUCCAGUGAUCACAUUUAA